AUGGGUUGUGUUACUUAAAAACAAUCAAGGGUAUUAUCACCAAAAUUAAGAGACAAAGUAUUAAGAAUUUUCAGAAAAAUAGAUGUAGAUGGUUCAAAAUCAAUAGAUAAAGAAGAAACAGCAAAAUAUUGGAAAUCCAAUUUCGCUAAAUUAAAUACAAAUGCAUUAUUUAAAACAGUUGAUUUUGACGGAAGUGGUUCAAUCACAGAAGACGAAUGGUUAGCCUUUUGGUAAAUAGUAAAAAGAAGCGGUCAUUCAGAAAAAGAAAUAAAUGACGAGUUAGAUAAUUUAUUAGAAGGAAAAGCAUGGGUUAAGUUUAGAAACGUUGAUGAAUAUAUAAUGAGAGAUUAAAAAGAAAAAUAAGGUUAAAAUAUACAUAAAAUUGUUGAUGAUGAAAGGAAAAAACUUGAUCAUUCUAUUGAAUGUUUAUUAUUAUUUUUUUAAUAAUUUUUUUAUUUUUAAUUAGAGCGGGAAAGAUAACUAGAAUUACAAACCUUAAAACAAUGA
This is a messenger RNA of Ichthyophthirius multifiliis, 507 nucleotides long. RefSeq lists its product as hypothetical. The record is from RefSeq and is a predicted model, not a curated record. The transcript has 4 exons. Lineage: Eukaryota; Ciliophora; Oligohymenophorea; Hymenostomatida. Gene Ontology annotation, molecular function: calcium ion binding.